Messenger RNA from Peniophora sp. CBMAI 1063, 933 nucleotides. The record is from the annotation of a GenBank genome assembly. Lineage: Eukaryota; Fungi; Basidiomycota; Agaricomycetes; Russulales; Peniophoraceae.
AUGCAGCCGAACUUUCAACGCAGAUCACCUCCUCCGCCUCUUGCUCUGGACAGUGCUGCGCCUUCUACCUCUUUCGUCUUCACGUCCUCUCAGUACCAGGCAUCCUCGCCCUCAUCCCGCCAUUCGCGGCAUGCAUCUCUCAGCUCUAAACUGCUCAAAGAGCAUGCCCUCGGCGCAUUUGGCGCCAGACAGUCUCCAGAAUCUAUUCUCCCGCCCGGCUUUGUCCAGCUGGCUUCAAACACGACAAGCACCACACAGGCCACCACGCAGGCGACCAGUACGGACCCUGUCCCGUCCUCCAGCAGGCCGCUCUGGCUCCCGCGCUUCGCAACCGGCGCGCACCAGCCCCCGCCUGCCGUGCUCUCGACCCUCUCAGACUCGCCCACACACGAAAGCGACUCGUACUUUCCCCCGCAGCAUUCUUUCAAACACGGCACGAGCACAGGAAACACGUCCCCUGUGUGCUCGACAGCGUCCUCUCCCGUCACGUCCCUUCCCGUCCAAUCCUUGCCCAACAAUCAGCUUCGCGCCUCGCCUCGCAGGACCACGGGGCAUGUCGCCCACGAGCUCAGCCUCACAGAGCUCAUGAAUGGCACGAACGCCUUCGGCUCGUCAGACGACAUCCGCGACCGGGCUGGUCCCCGCUACCAAACCAUGCCUCGCCCACCCCGCCCGUCACCAAAAGCGCACGGUGAACGCAAAUUGAGAGACAAGGGUCAAGUGGAUCAGCAGGGGCUGAAGCGCCACGCGUACUCGUCCGACUCGACGAUCGUCAUCCAGGCCGACCCAAUCGAUAGUCUCAAGUCGGAGCUCCGUCGUCUUUCCGUGACCACAAAUUCUGUACCCGAGGGCGCAUCAUCGUCAAAGGAGGAUAUCGCAAAAGGCGGCGACAAGACCGAGCCAGAUGUCACGCCGUUCCCGCUUUCUCUAUGA